UUCCACGACUGAAGCCAUCCGAUGCGGCGUGACAACCGAUGAUGAUCUCGUCGUCGUGAUCCAUUAACGGAAGCUACCUCAUGACUUCCUCUGGCCUUUGGAAGGAAGAAAACAGAAACCCAAUUCAAAUCGCCGAUCGGUGUGGCGACGACGCCACGCGUUAACGUCCUCGUUGGGUUCCCCAUACGACUCGCCGUUGUCCCGCUCGAAGAUGAUACGCAGCCGACACGUGCCCGUUGCCCACUGGCUGUCGACCGUUAAUUACCCGCCCAAGAUUCCGUUUCACAUGCCGCCGCCUCUGUUAUAAAUCCACCCGAUCUCCUGACGCCUUCUCACAACGAGCGCAAUGUAUGCUUCCUCCGUCUCCGCCCCAUCCCACCACCCUUCGUCGUUCCCGGCCCGACUUCCGAGCCGGCAGGCCGGACCGGGGGUUCCAAACUGGCCGAGUUCGAUCCGAUCCGCCGCAUCGAGGAGACGCGCCUGCUGUUGGCAGUACAGCGGCGGCGGGCUGGUGGACCGGAGCAUGAUCGUGCUGAGGAAGAGGAUCCACGAGAUGAAGAUGGCGGAGAGCAAUUACGAGGCGCCGUCGGGAUGGAUGGACUGGGAGAAGAGGUACUACACCAGCUACCACGCCGACGUGUGCGAGAUCCUGUGCUUGUUGCAGACGCUGCUGAUGGGCACACGGCCGGGCGUGGCCAUCGGGAUGAUGGCCGUCCUCGUGUUGAGCGUGCCCACUUCUGCCAUGUUUAUAUCCUUCCAUCUGAUCGCGGCCGCGAACUCGAUCCUCGCCGGAACGCACCUCGGUUGAUCGAGGUUUUCGUGUUCCAUCUGUGUACUACCGAGUCUUCGUUUGACAAUUCUGUAGCAUAUUUUUAUUGUUUCAUCGUGCCAUGGAUACGAUCGAAUGCUUCAGCAAAUGCUAAUCGGUGGUCUCCCAACAACUAUUGCGGUGGCGCACACAGUUUCGACUGCAUCGGCUGUCUGUUUAUUUGGCUCUCGAGCGGCGCCGUAGCAUUCUUUAUCAUUAAAUCAUGUGCAAAAGACCACCUUCAUUUACGAAUGCAAGGUUGUCAGACUUGUGGAUCGACAUAUAUGCCAAUCACUGCUCUAAGUUUAACAUGAGAACGCAUAAACUCGAGCUUUCUCUCGCUAGAUGUCCAUGUCAGGUGUCGUAGUUGGAUGAUAUGGAUCCUAGAACUGGAUGACGGUGGAAGCUAUGCUGUGUCUCUGAAGUGAGACUGUAAUAGUUUAUGAUGAAGCCUGAAAUUUAUUUUUUGU
Messenger RNA from Musa acuminata AAA Group (dessert banana), 1278 nucleotides. RefSeq lists its product as uncharacterized. Bases 347 to 808 code for a protein of 153 amino acids. NCBI's taxonomy places the organism in Eukaryota, Viridiplantae, Streptophyta, Magnoliopsida, Zingiberales, Musaceae. The transcript has a single exon. The record is from RefSeq and is a predicted model, not a curated record.